Raphanus sativus (radish) is the source of this 462-nucleotide messenger RNA. RefSeq names its product secreted RxLR effector protein 161-like. Lineage: Eukaryota; Viridiplantae; Streptophyta; Magnoliopsida; Brassicales; Brassicaceae. The transcript has a single exon. The coding region runs from base 1 to 462 and encodes 153 amino acids. The record is from RefSeq and is a predicted model, not a curated record.
AUGCAGGAACCUAAAACUUCACAUGGAUCAGCAUUGAAACAAGUACUUAGGUACUUGCGUGGAUCUAGUAUGCUUGGACUUCAUUACGCACGGAACGGUGGGACUAAGCUCUUGGGGUAUAGCGAUAGCUCUCACAACGUGGACAUAGAUGAUGGUAAAAGUACCUCUGGUCACAUAUUUUACCUUGGAGAAAGCCCCAUUACCUGGAGUUCGACUAAGCAAGAGUUGGUGGCAUUAUCAUCGUGCGAGGCGGAGUUUAUGGCUGCAACGGAGGCUGCCAAACAGGCUAUUUGGCUACAGGAACUGUUAAGUGAAGUCGAUGGAACACAGAGUGAGCGAGUGGUGAUUAAGGUUGAUAACAAAUCCGCUAUUGCACUUACGAAGAACCCCGUGUUUCACGGACGGAGCAAACAUAUUCAUAGAAGAUUCCACUUUAUCCGUGAGUGUGUUGAGAACGAGUAA